This is a messenger RNA of Thermothelomyces thermophilus ATCC 42464, 1160 nucleotides long. RefSeq lists its product as uncharacterized. The record is from RefSeq and is a predicted model, not a curated record. The transcript has 2 exons. Bases 181 to 867 code for a protein of 228 amino acids. Gene Ontology annotation, cellular component: cell division site; plasma membrane; growing cell tip. NCBI's taxonomy places the organism in Eukaryota, Fungi, Ascomycota, Sordariomycetes, Sordariales, Chaetomiaceae.
CUCUUGAUAUAUGCUGUCGGCUGUCCUCCUCCGCGAUGAUCGUUUGCUUCCCACAAAACCACAUUUCCGGAUUUCAGCCCGGCCGCUUUCCAACUAUUAUCAGGUUCAUACGAAACAGUUCUGGCCCCACGGACCAUCGCCGCUUCAGACUCUCGGGUGAGCUAGUCGAAUACCACAACCAUGGCGAGAACAGGCUUCUUCCACCACCUCGGCACUUUCCUCCUCUUCGCCGCCACGGUCCUGCUCAUCGUAACAUGCAUCUCGGCACCCGUGGUCAACGACCUGGCUAUCCUCAGGGUCGACCUCGGCGGUGACAAUAGCGGAGGGGAGCAAAUCAACUUUGGCACUUUUGGAUACUGCCUGACCCGACCCGAUGCCGACGACGACUGCUCCCGCUCGCGGGUCGGCUACUCGCCGGCCGCCUUCCUGGCCGCGGUGGACGGGACCGAGUUCUCGGAACACGCCGAGGACACGACGCGGACCCUGACCAAGGCCAUGAUCCUGCACCCGAUCGCCUGCGGGAUCAACUUCAUCGCCUUCCUGCUGGCCGUGGGCGCCGGCACGAUCGGCUCCUUCUUCGCAUCCCUCGUGGCGCUGGUGGCGUUCCUGGCGACGGGCCUCGCGUGCAUCAUCGACUUUGUCCUCUUCGGCAUCAUCCGGAGCAACGCCAACGACCGGGGCGAGACCACCGGCGCCGAGGCCUGGUACGGCCCGGCCGCCUGGACCAUCCUCGUCUCGGCCGUCUGCUCGCUGCUCGGAGCCGUCAUCGUCUUCUUCACCUGCUGCUCCGCGCGGCUGCACCGCCGCAGGGGCGCCGCGACCAAGACGGACUACGCCUCGCCUCCGAGGAGGAGGCGGUUUUGGUAAACCGCCCUUGACUACCGACUGGUUAGGCCUCCCUCUGUUGAGGGGAGAAGGGCGGGGUUUCCGAACAGUGUGUCUUGGUAUAUGAUGAGCGAGAGAUACCACUACCGUUUCUCGUUGCUGUUAUUGUUAUUGUUGUUGUUUUUACUGGUGUUGAAAAUUCUUUAUGAUGAGCGAAUUGGAAAGAAAGGAUGAAGCAAGACGUCUUCGUAUGCUUAUUCUCAGAUACCGCGACUAAUACGCUGAUUCAUUUUCGUUUUCAAUUUUUUCCCGCUUUUCCUCCUCUCUCAUUAACA